Notodromas monacha is the source of this 3309-nucleotide messenger RNA. The record is from the annotation of a GenBank genome assembly. Lineage: Eukaryota; Metazoa; Arthropoda; Ostracoda; Podocopida; Cyprididae.
UUUCGCAGGCCUUCUUUCUGCUUUCCUGCCGUUUCACACAAUUAAUUUCAACUGAAAGUCAGGGUGUGUGUAUUUUUUAUUUUUGUGUGUGUGAUCCAGCAGAACCUCGCCAAAUUUUGGCGAUCGAUUGGAUUUGCUGUUGUGAGCUGAAAGGAAGAUUGUGAGCCGUGUCUUGUGAGAUCAUGGCGAAACGAGGCUUUAUCUGUGGCUGAUGCCGUAACAUGAUCGGUGGUCUGUACGGCGGAAUCAGUGGAAGUUCAGGCUUAAAGAGAGGCGUAGACCAAAUGAUGGGCUCAAUGAAUGCGAUGAUGGACGGCGGGUACGGAAAUCACAUGGGUUCUUCGGAAAAUAACAACGAAGCCAAAAAGAUGAAGGUGGACGGCGCCAAUGGGCCGUCGCGAGUGGUGCACAUUCGCAACAUUCCUAGCGAGGUGACGGAGGCGGAAGUGAUCCAUCUUGGAAUGCCCUUUGGCAGGAUCACGAACGUCUUGGUUUUGAAAGGAAAGAAUCAAGCGUUUCUGGAGUUUGGGGACGAGGCGAGUGCAAAUCAAAUGGUGACUUAUUUCAUGACUGCUGCGGCCCAAUUGCGUGGGCGGACUGUCUAUGUGCAGUUCUCCAAUCACAAGGAGUUGAAAACUGAUCAAAAUCACUCGAACUCGACGGCGGCGGCUCGUGCCGCUCUGCAAGCUGCGCAAGCGCUGAACUCGGGUGGAGUCCCGGAAACCCAAGGUGGACCAAACACUGUUCUUCGAGUAAUCGUCGAGCACAUGCUGUAUCCCGUUACUUUGGAAGUUCUCCAUCAGAUCUUCUCCCGCGUUGGUCGUGUUCUCAAGAUCAUCACUUUUACAAAAAACAACACUUUCCAGGCGCUGAUCCAGUUCCCAGACGUGGUGGCCGCGCAGACGGCGAAGCUGGCCCUGGACGGACAGAAUAUCUACAAUGCGUGCUGCACGCUGCGCAUCGAAUACUCUAAGCUGUCCAACCUCAACGUUCGCUUUAAUAACGACAAAAGCCGGGACUUCACGAAUCCCUCACUGCCGUCGGGAGACAUGAGCAUGAUGGAUCAUUCUCAGGUUGGUUUCGGUGGGCUGGCCGGUCUGGGAGGAAUGGGCCUAGCAGGAAUGGGGCUUGCUGGCGGGCUGCCCGGAGGACUGCCUGGUGCACUGGGCAUGGGUCUCGGAAUGCCCGGCCCGCACCCACUACACGGCGGCAACAACGUCUUGUUGGUGUCCAACCUUAACGAGGAAAAGGCUAAUCCCGACGCCUUGUUCACGCUUUUUGGCGUCUACGGCGACGUUCAACGGGUCAAGAUCCUCUACAACAAGAAGGACUCGGCGUUGAUCCAGAUGAGCGACGCGCAUCAGGCCCAUCUCGCCAUGACCCACUUGGACAAGGUUCAGGUCUGGGGCAAGCCGAUUCGUGUCAUGUCGAGCAAGCACCAGCAGGUCCAGAUGCCGAAGGAAGGUCAGACUGACGCUGCCGAACUCACCAAGGACUUUUCCAACUCUCCGCUGCACCGGUUCAAACGCCCCGGGUCCAAGAACUAUCAGAACAUCCAUGCCCCGUCCCAUACGCUCCAUUUGUCGAACAUCCCAACAUCUGCCGAAGAGGACACGAUCAAGGAAGCAUUUGAGAGCAAUGGAUUCACUGUGAAGAACUUCAAGUUCUUCCCCAACGACCAUCGCAUGGCGUUGAUUGAGUUGGCGAGUGUGGACGACGCCGUCAUGGGGCUCAUGAAAAUGCAUAAUCACCAGUUGUCGGAGACGAACCACUUGAGGGUCUCGUUCUCAAAAUCGGUCAUCAAUCACUGAGCGGGAGAAGAAUGGGCUGGCGAAAUUGGAGCUUCUUUUUUUCCCUUUGGGUGUCGCUUAAUCCUUUUUUCCCCCUUGAUUCUGUCUUUGUGUCGUGCUUUUGUGAGAUCCGCGUUUGUUUGUUUGUUUUUGGAUUUUUUCUUCGUGGGAAUGCUGUGUAAAUAGCGGCUGAGUCGAGAUCGGCACAAAAUUGAAUUUUUAUUGAUUAUGCGUUUGUCUCCGGUUUCGCUUCCAAAAAGGUUUGACACUUUUGGUGACUCGUUUCAGUCUAGAAAACUUGUUAAUUUAUCGUACCAUAUUUACGCGAUUUUAGGCCGCACCCUAAUUUUUGACGAUGAUUUUAGGGAGAUGAAUUUAAUCGGCCGCAACAGUGAAAAUUUCUGAGGAAAAUGCGAAACCUUUACGGUGGCGAGAAAUGCUGAUUUUCUAAAGGAAUUAGGAAUCGUUUUUUAUGUAUUGUGAUCUCGAGUGUAGGCCGCCCGUGUGAGACUACGAGUUUUUGGGCACAAUUUUUUUUUUUUUGGAAACGAAGAGCCGCCUAUGAUCGCGUAAUACGGUAUUUGGCAAUGCGGAAACAGAUAAUUCUGUGCGAAUAGGUUGAAUUGAGUGACUUGAAGUUUGCAAGCUUAAUGUGGAAGAGAAUCGGAGGCUUUUGUGUGGUUGAUGAAGCCGGAAAAAAAGAGAAAAACUCGGUUCGCCCCGAGGGUGGGGGAGAGUAUUACGUGUUGACAAAGGCAUUUUCCUCAGUUGUUUUGCGAUAAGACCCGAGCCUGAGGUUGUGAAAAGCGUCAACGUGUUUCCCGACCUGGCGCUUGUCCACGACCCGUUUUUUUUUCCCUUGUUCCGAAAUUCGCACCAAAGUUUGUUAUUCUCCUUAUUUUUUUCUUCAUGUUCGUUGGCUGUGUUCGUCGCUUGCUUGAGUUGCGCCCUUGUUUUUUUGUAGUGCAGUGUUCCAUUAUUUUUUUCUUGGAUUUCUUGAACGAAAAUUUUCUCUUGGGAUUUGUGAACAAGCGCCGGAUUGGUUAGCCUCCACGUUUUUUCUUUUGUUUUUGUUAUGUUUUUUUUUUGGAAAGACACACAAAAAGUCCGAGAAGAAAUUCCCUUUGGAGGUAGGGAACGGCUCGGCCCAAAAAAAUUUUGUAAGUUAACUGGAUUUUGUACAAGUUUUUUGGAAGAAGACCCCGCGGGGUAUCGAAGAUGAUGGAAAGUGAGGGUUUUUUCGUUUCCUGCGGGAGGGGGCAUAUUUUUCUGAUUGUCUAGCUUUUUUGGCUAUUCCGUCUGUUGAUGUUUUUCUUUUUUCUCUUUCUCUAUCUUCGUGUCGUGGAGUAUUUUCGUUUCUCUCUGCGUGUUCGUGUCUCCUGCUCGUGUACAAUUCGCUUCAGCUGCUGUAUUCGUAUUUCGGAGAAUGACCGAUUUUCUUAUUCGUGGGACCUUUUUUUCCGAAAGGAACACGAAUUUGGAUCAAUCGCGAGGAUUGACUCGUGGUGUUUCUCUUUCA